Messenger RNA from Eucalyptus grandis, 1856 nucleotides. RefSeq lists its product as uncharacterized. The transcript has 4 exons. The record is from RefSeq and is a predicted model, not a curated record. Bases 382 to 1575 code for a protein of 397 amino acids. NCBI's taxonomy places the organism in Eukaryota, Viridiplantae, Streptophyta, Magnoliopsida, Myrtales, Myrtaceae.
GAAAAGAGAGAGAGAGAGAGAGAGACCGAAGAAACCGAGAGGCGGACCUGAGUCGUGCCUUCGUUCGUAUCCAAAUUCAUGUCCCGAUCUCAUCACACAUGACUUGGAUUACUUUACUCUCUCCUUGAGGAUCUUGAGUAUUAUUAUAUAGGGACAGCUCAUUGCGUGGACCGGUCGGAGAGGGGGGAUUAAAUUAAUGGGCAACUUGGGUUAUGUCAGGAGAAGCACGCAAGAAAUGAGGGCAGCCGUUCGGCCUGAGGCCUCGAGGGGAUGAAGAAGAAACCGAGGAGGAAGCUGAAGAUGGAAGCUUGGCGUUAAAGGGCAGAGGCGAAAAGCAGCGCGGACAUCGGUACGAGAAAAGGGUCGGCGCCGACAGCAGCGAUGGUGGAGUCUCCGAAUCCUUCGUCGACGGCUUCGAAGGGUAGCGACGGCGGCAGCAGUGCGAUCAGUAUCGACGGGACGGUGAAAAGCCAUCAUGGGAGCUGCGACGGCGACGGGAAGCAGGGGUCCGGGUUCGCUCCGGCGACGCCGUCGAGCGGGAGCGGCUCCUUCGCCUUGCGCAAUCUGAGGAUCGUGCUGCUGUUCGCCGGACUCGGGGUCUCGUGCUUGCUCCUCUACGGCUCGGCCAACCCUCUUGCAGCGUUCUUGCCCAGUUCGUUCUAUCCUGCCCGCACCGCUUCCAAGGUUAAUGGCACGUUCAACAACUUGGACAGAGUCCUUAAGGAGGCGUCCAUGGAGGACAAGACGGUGAUACUGACGACCCUGAACGACGCGUGGGCAGAGCCGGGCUCUAUAUUCGACGUCUUCCUCGAGAGCUUCAAGAGAGGCAAUGGGACACUCAAACUCUUGGACCAUCUCGUGAUCGUCGCGCUCGACCACAAGGCCUAUGUCCGCUGCUUGAAGCUGCACCCACACUGCUAUGCCCUCCUGACCCAAGGCACCGACUUCUCCGGGGAGGCGGACUUCAUGUCGGCCGACUAUCUGCAGAUGAUGUGGAGGAGGAUCGAUUUCCUCAGGGAGAUCCUUGAAAAGGGUUACAGCCUCAUCUUCACGGACACGGAUAUCAUGUGGCUCCGGGAUCCGUUUCCAAGGUUCUAUACUGACGCGGAUUUCCAAAUUGCUUGCGAUUACUUCGGGGGGAACCCGUCCGACAGAAACAAUGCGCCAAACGGUGGGUUCACCUACGUGAAGUCGAACAACAGGACGGUCGAGUUCUACAAAUUCUGGUACCGCUCCAGAGAACAGUAUCCCGGGAAGCAUGACCAGGACGUGCUGAACGAGAUCAAGAUGGACCCCUUCCUUGAUGAAAUCGGGCUCCGGAUGAAGUUCCUGGACACGGCGUAUUUUGGGGGGUUCUGCCAGGCGAGCAGGGACUUGAAUCUGGUCUGCACGAUGCACGCCAACUGCUGCGUCGGCCUCGACAACAAGAUCCACGACCUCAAAAUUCUGCUCGACGAUUGGAGACAAUACAUGAAGCCGCUCCCUAACGCAAACCCAUCCCUGUCCUGGAGCGUCCCGCAAGACUGCAAGGGGUCCUUCAACAAGCCGCAUCAUCAUCAUAAGCAGCAAGAUUAACACGGGGAAUCACUCCAUUUUGUGUAUGCACAUUCAAGGAUUCUUACUUUCUUUUAUAAACGUGUGAUAAGUUCUGCAAAUUUUUUUUCCAUGCCUUUUCUCAUUGCUUUGGGAAAUGUCAAUAUAGUUUUAGGUUUGCCUCUUCAAUUCCAUGUUGGAUUCAAUAUGUCUAUUGUUAGGGGAAAUUGAAAGAAAGUCUUUUUUUUUUUUUUUGCACACCCUUUUGCUUGCUUGUACACGGACUGAUUCCAAAUCAUGUACGUGAUGGUGAGUGGUUCAAA